Messenger RNA from Phycodurus eques (leafy seadragon), 3616 nucleotides. RefSeq names its product E3 ubiquitin-protein ligase MARCHF6-like. Lineage: Eukaryota; Metazoa; Chordata; Actinopteri; Syngnathiformes; Syngnathidae. The record is from RefSeq and is a predicted model, not a curated record. The transcript is spliced from 25 exons. Gene Ontology annotation, molecular function: zinc ion binding. The coding region runs from base 457 to 3198 and encodes 913 amino acids. Gene Ontology annotation, cellular component: endoplasmic reticulum membrane.
AAUAAGGAAGAAGACGGGAGAGAGAGGGGGGGGAAAUGUGACAUGAGCUCAAGGCCAUAGCGCAUGCGUUAGUAGGCUUUCGCUGUUUGUCUCUUGUUUGUCUCUCUAACAACUGUCAUUACAACCAUACAGGAUGCGGUGGUUCUCGUGUUCAUUGUGAGGGAGGGGGGAAGCCAACGGGAAAUUAUAGCAACGUCGAACGUUUUUUUUGUGUGUUUUUUUUGUUUUGUUUUGUUUUUUUGCCCGUCAAUAUUGGACACGGCGGAGAAGGCGCCGAGAGUUUCCGUCUUGCUGGGAAACCAUUUUAUGAUUGCCAAUGCAUUGUGACCCAUAAGGUUAACGUUGGAUUCGUCUCGCUAGCUUGACUUGGCUAGCUUAGCUAUUUGGUCCGUCGUUGAUGGGUUCGCUGAACGAGCUACACUUGGAAGAAACAGCGACUGUUGCUUCGUGAACAACAUGGACGCCACUGAAGAAGCGGAUAUUUGUCGUGUCUGCCGCUCCGAGGGGACCCCAGAAAAGCCCCUGUAUCACCCUUGUGUUUGCACCGGCAGCAUUAAGUUCAUUCACCAAGAAUGUUUGGUCCAGUGGCUGAAACACAGUAGGAAGGAGUAUUGUGAAUUAUGCAAGCACAGAUUUGCAUUCACGCCAAUCUACUCCCCAGACAUGCCAUCACGUCUGCCCAUUCAGGACAUUUGUGCCGGUCUGCUGACAAGCGUGGGCACGGCCAUCCGCUAUUGGUUCCAUUACACACUGGUGGCUUUUGCUUGGCUUGGUGUGGUUCCUCUUACUGCAUGUCGCAUCUACAAGUGUCUUUUUACUGGCUCUGUGAGCUCACUUCUGACACUGCCAUUGGACAUGCUCUCCACCGAGAACCUGCUAGCUGACUGUCUACAGGGCUGCUUUGUGGUUACCUGCACUCUGUGUGCAUUUAUUAGCCUGGUAUGGCUCAGAGAGCAGAUAGUCCAUGGCGGCGCCCCACAGUGGUUAGAGCAGCACCAGCCUGCGCCACCCAAUGGAGCUGGACAAGCCAAUGAGGCACAAGCGGCGGGCCCAGGAGCAGCAAAUGAGCCCCCUGCUGACCAACCAGCCCCUGCAGAGCCACCAGCCCAGAAUGAGGCAGAGCCAGAGCCCCCUGAUCCACCAGAGCAGGGAGACGACCCCGAGCUGGAAGAAGAGGAGGGGGUGGCUGCUGAAGAUGCUGACCCCAACAAUGGAGGCCAAGAUGACAUGAACUGGAAUGCUUUGGAAUGGGACCGAGCGGCCGAAGAGCUCACCUGGGAAAGGAUGCUUGGCUUGGAUGGAUCGCUGGUUUUUCUGGAGCAUGUAUUUUGGGUGGUGUCUCUCAACACACUCUUCAUCUUGGUGUUUGCAUUUUGUCCCUACCACAUUGGACAUUUCUCUGUCGUGGGUCUUGGCUUUGAGGAAUAUGUUCAAGCUUCCCAUUUCGAAGGUUUAAUUACAACCAUUGUUGGCUACAUACUGCUGGCCAUGACACUUAUACUGUGUCAUGGAUUGGCUGCUCUGGUCCGGUUUCAGCGCUCCCGACGUCUCUUAGGAGUCUGUUACAUCGUUGUCAAGGUCUCCCUCCUGGUUGUCGUGGAGAUAGGUGUUUUUCCGCUGAUCUGUGGCUGGUGGCUUGACAUCUGCUCCCUAGAGAUGUUUGAUGCCUCUCUGAAAGAUCGUGAGAUGAGUUUCAAAUCAGCACCUGGGACCACCAUGUUCCUGCACUGGCUCGUCGGGAUGGUCUACGUCUUUUACUUUGCUUCUUUCAUUCUUCUUUUAAGAGAGGUGCUGAGGCCUGGAGUGCUGUGGUUUCUGAGAAACCUCAAUGACCCAGAUUUUAACCCCGUGCAGGAGAUGAUUCACCUUCCUAUCUACAGACACCUGCGGCGGUUCAUUCUGUCGGUGGUGGUGUUUGGUUCCAUUGUGUUGUUAAUGCUGUGGCUGCCCAUCAGGUUGAUUAAACUACUGAUGCCCACCUUCCUGCCAUACAAUGUCAUGCUCUACAGUGAUGCCCCAGUCAGCGAGCUGUCUUUGGAGCUAUUAUUACUUCAGGUCGUGCUGCCAGCUUUAUUGGAGCAAGGGCAUACCCGCCAGUGGCUCAAAGGCUUAGUUAGGGCCUGGACAGUCAGUGCUGGAUAUUUAUUAGAUCUCCACUCUUACCUCCUCGGGGAGCAAGAGGACAUUGACGCUAACCAGCCCGUGAACAACAACAACAACCCUCCCCCUGGACACCAUAACAACAAUAACAACCCACCACCAGCUGUUGGCGAGGGGCUGCAUGCGGCACACCAGGCCAUCUUGCAGCAGGGCGGACCAGUGGGCUUCCAGCCUUACCACAGACCUCUCCGCUUCCCAUUUAGAAUUGUCCUACUGAUAGCAUUUAUGUGCAUCACCCUGCUGGUGGCCAGCCUUGUGUGUCUGACACUACCAGUGUUCACUGGACGCUGGCUGAUGUCCUUCUGGACUGGAAGCUCCAAAAUUCAUGAGUUGUACACGGCGGCAUGCGGCUUGUAUGUAUGCUGGUUGUCCAUUCGCGGAGUCACUGUGCUGCUGGCUUGGAUGCCCCAGGGACGCACUGUCAUUGUGCACAAAGUUCAGGAGUGGACGUUCAUGAUCCUUAAAACCCUGGUUGUUGCUCUGCUGGUUGCUGGAGUCAUCCCACUGUUGUUGGGUCUGCUGUUUGAGCUGGUCAUUGUGGCUCCACUCAGAGUACCGCUGGAUCAAACGCCCCUCUUCUACCCCUGGCAGGAUUGGGCUCUUGGAGUGCUUCAUGCCAAAAUCAUCGCAGCCAUUACCCUGAUGGGUCCUCAGUGGUGGCUGAAGACCGUUAUUGAACAGGUGUACGCCAAUGGAAUUCGCAACAUUGAUCUUCAUUUCAUCAUUCGUAAACUGGCAGCACCAGUCAUCUCAGUCCUGCUGUUGUCCCUGUGUGUGCCCUAUGUGAUUGCGGCCGGCGUCGUGCCUACUGUUGGGGUGACCCCAGAGAUGGAAGUUUUAAUCCAAAGGAGAAUCUACCCCUUCCUCUUGAUGGUGGUCUCACUUAUCGGCAUCCUGUCCUUCCAAAUGCGACAAUUCAAACGCCUUUAUGAGCACAUCAAGAAUGACAAGUACCUGGUUGGCCAAAGACUUGUCAACUAUGAAAGGAAAGCAGGACGAGCAAGCUCGGUCCCCCCCUCAAACCCUAUCAUAGAAUAGAUUUUCACCACCUACAUGACACCCCCCUCCCCCCUUUGAUUUGAUCAGUCACUUGGACUGUAAUCAUUUUAAAAUUUCACUUGGAUCUUGGUGGAUUUCAUGGAUGUUAUUCAGUUCCCUGAUUUCCAUUCAUGCCUAUUACAGUUGGGAAGGGAAACAUGUAUUAUAAUCAUGGGACAGCAAAGUAAUCUCCUCAGACAGAGUGAGUGCGAGAGGGAGGGUUUUGAUUUGACUUUUUAUCUGUCGUUCUCGCCAUGCUUUGUAAAGUGCUGCCUGAUAAUUGUACAUCUGUAAAUACUUUGAAUGCAGAUUUUGUCUUUAAAAAAGAAGACAUGGAUUAAUGCGAUGACCAUUGUACAUCUGAAAAGUGUAUGUAUAAUUUAUUAAAUCAAACCAGCAAUUUCUUGUUUAUUUUUAU